CCAUACUUCAAACAGAAUGGGUUUCUAGUAUGGUCGAGGGAGCUUAUUCAACCACAACAUUUUUGCCUCAUUCAAAUGUCGUUUCAAGCCAUUUAAUAGUACCUUGCAUACAUUCUUUACUUGGUCGCCUCGUUGUGGAUGUUGAUGAGAGAGUGGUUGAAAGGGUUACGAAGCUCAAGAGAAAGAGGGUUUCGGAGUUGUUACUUCUUAGAGUAGAUAAGAAAUUUUCUAUUUGGAUUUUGCGACAAGGCUUCGAUUUGCCACGAGUUUUGUAA
This is a messenger RNA of Sphenostylis stenocarpa, 275 nucleotides long. NCBI's taxonomy places the organism in Eukaryota, Viridiplantae, Streptophyta, Magnoliopsida, Fabales, Fabaceae. The record is from the annotation of a GenBank genome assembly.